CUGAAUUCCGAGUGCUCCCGUCCGCGAUCGGCCGUCCUCCGUCUCUUCUCCUCCUGCUUCCCCCCUUUCGCUUCUCCCCCACCGCUCGAGAACAAUCCCUAGCGCAAGAAUUUCGGCUCCUCCUUUCCGGGAUUCUUCAAUCGGUGGCAGGGGCGAUCCGUCGCUGGAAAUGGCGACCAACGUCUCCGCCGUCUACAUCCAGGUGGUGGACGAUGUCAUCAGUAAGAUCCGCGACGAGUUCAUCAACUUCGGCGCCGGGGAGAGCGCCCUCGCGGAGCUCCAGGCGAUGUGGGAGAUGAAGAUGAUGCAGGCCGGCGCUAUAAGCGGCAACAUCGAGAGGCCGGCCCCUCAGAAAAAUGUCGCCCCGACGCCGGUGCAUGAUCUCAACGUGCCUUACGAGGGGCCGAUCGAGGAGUACGAGACCCCAACUGCAGAUAUGCUUUUUCCACCGACUCCCAUACAGACACCACUGCCUGGAACUGAUUCGGGGAUGUAUAACAUACCCACUGGUCCCUCCGAUUAUGCUCCAUCUCCAAUUGCAGAUAUCAGAAAUAGCCUGGACUUGAAAACUGGAAGGCCCAGUCCUUACAUGCAACCACCUUCGCCGUGGAUGAACCAGAGGCCUCUUGGGGUAGAUGUUAAUGUUGCUUAUGUUGAUGGCCGCCAAGAGACUGAUAGAGGUUCAUCUCAGCAAGCCAUGACUCAGGACUUUUUUAUGAAUUCCUCCGGGAAACGUAAAAGGGAUGACUAUCCUUCCCGCUUAAACCCUGGAGGUUAUUUACCGCAACAAGAUGGAAGUGGAGAUAUUACAAUAGAAUUGCCACAGAAUGUGGUAAACCAACUUCAUAAGGGAUCACCUAAACAUGGACAAGGAUCUGGAACUUCAAAGGUCAUUCCAGACAGAGGACGACCAGCUUUACUUCCUCAGAGUGAUGGAGUACAAGAUGAUUAUGAUGAUUUGUUUCCAUUCCAAGGUGUGGCCACUGAAGACUACAAUACACCUGGAGACCAUGUUGAACUACGAACUCCAACCCCUGCUGUUGCUACACCAAAACCAAAUAAAGAUGAAGCUGAAGAUGAUGAGCCAUCCCUAAAUGAAGACGAUGACGAUGAUGAUGAGUUGGAUGAUGACCAAGAUGAUGAUGAGCCAAAUACUCAGCACUUGGUUCUGGCUCUCUUUGAUAAGGUGACGCGGACAAAAAGCAGAUGGAAGUGUACCCUCAAGGAUGGCAUAAUGCAUCUUAAUAACAGGGAUAUUCUUUUUAACAAGGCAAACGGUGAGUUCGAGUUCUAAUUUUCUUGCCCUUGCAGCCAUGAGCCUGUCAACUGGAAGCAUUAACUGUGGCGUUAUAUAUUCUGUAAGCUGUUUGCACUCAUGUGAAUGGAUUAUCAAAAACGCUCUCUUGUAAAGAUGGUAUAUUCUGAACCUUUAAAUUUGUUGCUAUUUUUUUAUUUCGUAUAA
This is a messenger RNA of Zingiber officinale, 1462 nucleotides long. RefSeq names its product transcription initiation factor IIA subunit 1-like. The coding region runs from base 170 to 1294 and encodes 374 amino acids. Gene Ontology annotation, biological process: transcription by RNA polymerase II; transcription initiation at RNA polymerase II promoter. The transcript has 11 exons. Gene Ontology annotation, cellular component: transcription factor TFIIA complex. NCBI's taxonomy places the organism in Eukaryota, Viridiplantae, Streptophyta, Magnoliopsida, Zingiberales, Zingiberaceae. The record is from RefSeq and is a predicted model, not a curated record.